Colossoma macropomum (tambaqui) is the source of this 4981-nucleotide messenger RNA. RefSeq names its product junction mediating and regulatory protein, p53 cofactor (gene jmy). Gene Ontology annotation, cellular component: cytoplasm; nucleus. Lineage: Eukaryota; Metazoa; Chordata; Actinopteri; Characiformes; Serrasalmidae. The transcript has 10 exons. Gene Ontology annotation, molecular function: Arp2/3 complex binding; actin binding; transcription coactivator activity. Gene Ontology annotation, biological process: positive regulation of apoptotic process; intrinsic apoptotic signaling pathway by p53 class mediator; 'de novo' actin filament nucleation. Bases 843 to 3536 code for a protein of 897 amino acids. The record is from RefSeq and is a predicted model, not a curated record.
GUCAAUGUCAAUAAUUCAGACAUUGAGGAAUUCAAACGCUGCAGAAAUGAUUGAGGAAAGCACUGCUCUUCUCAUCAUUCAUCAUAUUUAAGGAUCCAUUUCAAAACCAUUUUCGGAAUCAGAUCCGCUCGUCAUCCUAUAUAAGAGGAUGAGAAUAACGCUGACGUUGUGGAUCAAUGAAUCGGUUCAAACGAGCUUUCCAUUAGUUGAAACGAACGGCUCUAAGGAAUCGGUUCGGUUAACUGAAUCGAACUUUCCGGGGCUAAAAAGUGAAGGGAGGGGAGCGGGCUCUGCUGCUACGUCACGGCCAGCCGCGCGCUUGUAAACAAAAUCCUCCCACGUGACGGGCGAGCAGCGCGAGUCCGCAUUGUCCGUUAGAGCAGAGCAGCACAAAAGAGGCCCGAGCAGAAAAAUAAAUAAAUAAAGCAAGAAUACAGAUUUAGAAACAACCGACAGCUACAAACAACCGGCGAGCAGGAAAGCCGUUAGCUGUCGGUAUCACCAGGGCGAAGACGGCGCGAGGGAAGGAAGGAUGAACGAGAAAGGAGAGUUUUGUAGUUCGGGAGGCGGCGAGGAGUCAGAGAGAGGUGUUUAUCUCAUCCGUCGGCUCCGUUCAGUUUAACCGAGCAGACCUUCGACCCAAAACACGGUCCGUUUUUAGCCUCCGAGGCUCGAGCGGAGGCGGAGGAGACGAGCCGAGCCGAGCCGAGUCGCGUUGUUUUGUUUCGGUUAGUUGGUUAGUUUUGUCGGCCGGGACAGAAGGAGCUGCUACAAAAUAUCGGUUAGCAUUAGCUUUGAAGAGGAGAGGCAGCCGCACACGGAGAGCCGCGCGCAUCCGUGACAUGUCAUUCGCGAUGGAGGAUUCUCUGGAGUCCGGUUGGGUUUCGGUUCGGCCGAACGUGUUCGACGAGAAAGAGAAGCACAAGUUCGUCUUCAUCGUGGCCUGGAACGACGUGGAGGGCAAGUUCGCCAUAACGUGCCACGACCGGACGGUGCAGAAGCGCACCGCCCUGCGGGACUCGCUCGCUGAUGCUGCCGAGGAAGGCGAGUCGGCUCCGGCGGCCGCGGACGAUGCAAGCCGGCGAAGCCCGCUCAAGGAGAGGAGGCCUGUGAAAAGCCCGGUGAAGGAGAAGGCUGAGGCGGCGAAAGCGGACAAGAGCAGGCCCGCGCGGAGUCCCAGUAAAGCAGCUGGGGUCGGGACUGGGACUGGAGACGCCGUCUCCGGGGACGUGGAGGUGGUGGAGCCGGUCAGCGGCGGUGGUUCUCCUCCGGUGGCGGCGGCGGACGACGCGGAGGACUCGGACGCGGGCCUGCGGGAGGACUUCAGCUGGGCCGGCCUGUUCUCCUUCCAGGACGUGCGGGCCGCUCACCUGCAGCUGUGCGCCGUCAACUCGGACCUGGAGCCCUGCCUGCCCGCCUUCCCCGAGGAGCCCUCGGCCGUGUGGUCCGUGCUCUUCGGCCACCCGCAGCUCACACAGAGGGAGAUGGAGGCUCUUUGCUACCAGCUGCAGGUCUACCUGGGCCACGCGCUGGACACGUGCGGCUGGAAGAUCCUCUCGCAGGUGUUGUUCGCCGACGGCGACGACUCGGAGGAGUACUAUGAGAGUCUGAGCGAGCUGAGGCAGAAAGGCUAUGAGGACGCGCUGCAGAGAGCCAAGAAGAGAUUGCAGGAGCUGCUGGAGAAGCAGCGUGGGAUGGAGAGCAUGGUGGAGUUGCUGCAGCUGUAUUCAGAGCAGGACGAGGCAUAUGGGGACCUGGUGGAGGCCACCACCGAGCUGUACCACUACCUACUGCAGCCUUUCAGAGACAUGAGGGAGCUCGCCAUGCUGCGCAGACAACAAAUAAAGAUUUCGCUGGAGACGGAGUACCUGGGCCCGCGACGAGUCGAGGCGCUGAGGAGGGAGGAUGAGGACUGGCAGAGGAAGGCCCACACGGCUGUGCUCUCUAUCCAGGACCUUACCGUGAAGUACUUCGAGACCACAGCACGAGCACAGAAAGUGAUGUAUGAGCGCAUGCGUGCAGAUCAGAGGAAGUUUGGUAAAGCUGCGUGGGGAGCCGCAGUGGAACGCAUGGAGAAAUUGCAGUAUGCUGUUUCCAAGGAAACACUGCAACUAAUGCGCGCCAAGGAGAUCUGUCUGGAACAGAGGAAACAUGGACUGAGAGAGGAGAUGCAGGGACUGCAGGGUGGAGAGGAUGCAAUGGCACGUUUGGACCAGUUGGAGGCGCUGUACUACGAGCUGCAGCUGCAGCUAUAUGAGAUCCAGUUUGAGAUCCUGAAGUAUGAGGAGCUGUUGCUGACUGCGCAGCUGCAGAGCCUGCGCAGGCAGAUGACCGAGAGGCAGGACGAGGUGGUUUACUAUGACACAUACGAGAGUCCUGAUGCCAUGCAGGCCACUGAUGACCCCUCAUUCAUCCUCCCACCUCUUAGAGACGAGGUCACCCAGCUGCAGCAGAGAACACGGCAGCUGGAGGCUAGGAGGGGCCGCAUCACCGCCAAAAAAGCCUACCUCAAAAACAAAAAGGAGAUCUGCAUUGUCAAUCACACCCAGAAACUGCAGCAACGGCAGAGCGGCCAGGGCUUCGACUCCCCACAAGCUUUGCGGCAGGAUGAAGAGGAAGAGGAGGAAGUGAGGAUUUCCCGCGUCAGCCAAGAGAGACAGAAAACACUUGACAGACUGCGCAGCUUUAAACAGCGCUACCCAGGCCAAGUCACCCUGAAGUCCACGCGACUCCGGCUAGCAUUCGCUAGGAAGAAAAAUGGUUCCGCCCAACCACCCACCACUGUGAAAGUGGACCAGCCCCAGACACAGGUGGCCAGCGUGCAGACAGAAGACGCCCCAGCUCCUCUAGAACAUUCCAUAGCCGUCCCCGAGCUCCGGAGGCCUGAAGGCUUCUUGUCUUUGCCGCCAGUGGUCGCCUCCGUUCCGGAGACCUUGGGACCGUCCUCCCUACCCCCAGCUCGAGAGCUGACAUUGCUGGACUCUUCCACUUCUCCCAUCUCUCCCCCGCCUCCUCCUCCACCCCCACCUCCCCCACCACCACCUCCAUCACUGGAGGACAUACCCACAGAGGGCCAGGGGCAGGCAGGUAGCCCAGUGCGCCAACCCAAAGCAGAGAGCCCUCUUGGCCCUUUCUCCGCCCGCUUCUUUGACAGCAGCCAGUUGGUGAACGCCCGGAAAAAACUGAGGAAGACUGCAUCGCUGGAGUCGUCCCAGUGGAGGAGAGCGAGCUCUCCCAUGGACGAGGUUCUGGCCAGCCUGAAGCGAGGAAGCUUCCACCUGCGUAAGGCUGAGCUGCGUGUCCUCGCACCUGAUCCAGACGAGGAUGACGGGAACAACAUCCUGGCUCAGAUCAGGAAGGGUGUGAAGCUGAGGAAAGUGCGGCGACAGGAGCACCGAGGAGCGAAGGGAAUGCUGUCGGACUCCAGCGACCCACUGACUCGGAGCAUCCACGAAGCCCUGCGUCGCAUCAAAGAAGCGUCCCCCGAAUCCGAGUCUGAGGACGAGGGGCUGCCCUGCACAGACUGGGAGAGCUAGGUCACUCUUUCAUGAACAUCUGCACACAGAAUAUGUAUUCAUGUAUACCCUCACCAAGCACACAUGUACGAUAACCAGUUCACAAACAGACCUUAAAACCCUGCGUAGUUUUAAUCUCGACUUAGCCUGCGUUUACAUUACAGCGAAGCAAGACCAUUUUUGUUUCCCGUCACGAUGAUGAAAUUUUAGCUCACAUUUUAGCUCACAUAUUAUUGCCAUAUAAAUAAUUGCAAUUAACUAAUUAAUUAACGCUGCCCUCUAAAGUGUUAACAGCAAAAAAAAAUAAACAUUACACGCUGCCGCCCUCUAAAGGUGUUAUUAAUAAACAUUGAGUAAACUAACGUUACUCACCAUCGCCCUCUAGAGGUGUUAUUAACAAGCAUCAAGUAAACAAACAUUAUUCAUCAUCGCCAUCUAGAGGUGUUAUUAACAAACAUCAAGGUAAAAAAAACAUUAUUCACCGUCGCCCUCUAGAGGUGUUAUUAACAAGCAUCAAGGUAAACAAACAUUAUUCACUGUCGCCCUUUAGAGGUGUUAUUAACAAGCAUCAAGGUAAACAAACAUUAUUCACUGUCGCCCUCUAGAGGUGUUAUUAACAAGCAUCAAGGUAAACAAACAUUAUUCACUGUCGCCCUCUAGAGGUGUUAUUAACAAGCAUCAAGGUAAACAAACAUUAUUCACUGUCGCCCUCUAGAGGUGUUAUUAACAAGCAUCAAGGUAAACAAACAUUAUUCACUGUCGCCCUCUAGAGGUGUUAUUAACAAGCAUCAAGGUAAACAAACAUUAUUCACUGUUGCCCUCUAGAGGUGUUAUUAACAAGCAUCAAGGUAAACAAACACUACUCACAGUCGCCCUCUAGAGGUGUUAACAAACAUCAAGGAAACAAACACUCACUGUCACCCUCUAAAGCUGUUUUUAACAAACAUCAAAUAUGCAAACAUUGCUCACCGUCGCCCUCUAAAGGUGUGGAAGUACCAAAGUUUUGCACGGAGGAUCGUGGAAGCGUGGUGAAAAGCUUGCAGAGGGAGCGAUAAAAAUUUCAGCCUUUCUCAACUUUAUUCAAAUGAUAAGUCAUCUUCGGUGGGCAGCAGCCAAUCAGAUUGUUCAGAUGUGCCACGGUGUGUUAUGCCACAUCCACAUUCAAACUAAAUGCUGAAGUCACAUUUUUGAAAUGGAUAUUUGGCCUUUUCUCAUCUGCAUUUUUUUGGAGCACAGAGUUAGCGUAGAGCUCUGCUUGGACGGAUCAGCUGGCCUGCAUUUUAGCGACAGUGAGGCCAAUAGUGGGCAAGCUAAGCACUUUACUUUGCUGUAAUGUAAAUGCAAUGUUAUUCAAAGGACCUAGUAAUCAUUUCCCACGAAUCCACUCACUGUUUCAGCUUGAAGGGCAUUUGUUUUGUGAAGGAAAUAAUUAUUCAAUACAUUGUUUUGAAGCUGUUUACGUAGAA